Messenger RNA from Medicago truncatula (barrel medic), 1290 nucleotides. Its product is annotated as F-box/kelch-repeat protein At3g23880. The record is from RefSeq and is a predicted model, not a curated record. Gene Ontology annotation, molecular function: protein binding. Bases 1 to 1290 code for a protein of 429 amino acids. The transcript has a single exon. Lineage: Eukaryota; Viridiplantae; Streptophyta; Magnoliopsida; Fabales; Fabaceae.
AUGAAGCGACAAUAUCAACCUGAUUUAGUGUCACAACAAAUCCUCCCCGACGAACUUAUCAUAGAAAUCAUGACCUGGCUCCCUGUGAAACCUCUUAUGCAAUUCAAGUGUGUUAACAAGUUUUUCAAAACCCGCAUCUCCAAUCCUGACUUUGUUCAAAUGCAUCUCAAUAAAUCAUCACGAAAUCCACACCUUGCACUAAUGUGGAAACAUGACUUUCACUCCAGAACCUUUGAACAAUUCAGUGUCAUAACAUUCCCCAUUUCUCUUUUGCUCCAAAACAUGUAUACCCACCUUCACUUUUCCAGACCCAACUUGAGAUCACCACAAAGGCUUGGACGAUAUGAGAAUACUACCCUUCGCUGCAAUCCUUACUACCGAUUGGACGAGAAUUACCACACAUGGUGGGUUGUUGGUUCAUGCAAUGGAUUGUUGUGCUUGAUUGAUGUUCAAUGCUUUGGAUAUAAUGAUUGGCCUCAUGAGUAUUAUUGGCUCUAUCUAUGGAACCCAGCUACAAGAACUAAAUCUAGAAGAAAUAUAUUAUCUUUCCCUAGUAAUUUUAAGUUCUCUUUUGGCUAUGAUAUUUCAAGUAAAACAUAUAAGGUGGUAGCGUUUCGUGUGGAUUUGGAUAAAGAGCGUGGUAAUGCAACAAGUGUGGUGAAAGUAUUCAACAUGGCGGAUAAUUCAUGGAGAAACAUUCAAUGUUUCCCCGUGCUUCCACUUUACUGGUUUAAGCGUGAAAAGAACAAUGGUGUGUAUUUGAAUGGUACAAUUAACUGGUUGACCCUUCGCGAUUACUUCUAUUCUGAUUAUGAAAUUGGUAAUGUUAGCAAUAUUAGUGUUGCGCAAUAUGGGAUUGUUUCACUUGAUCUCUCAACUGAGUCAUACACUGAAUUGUUGCUUCCCCGGGGUUUUGACAAGGUGUCUCGUGUUCAGCCAACGCUUGUGGGUUUGAUCAAUUGUCUUUGCUUUUGUCAUGAUUUCAAGGGAAGCCAUCUUGUUUUAUGGAAAAUGACAGAUUUUGGAGUUCAAGAGUCUUGGAUUCAGUUGCUUAACAUUAGUUAUGAGAAUUUCCAUUCAAGCGAAUAUUUAUUGAAAUUUGAAACGAUGGAGUUAUUGCCAUUGUACCUUUCUAAGAAUGCGGAAACAUUGAUAUUUGCAAAUGAUGAAAACGACACAACAUUUAUCUAUAAUUGCAGAGACAAUAGAGGCGAGCAAAUUAGAAUUACUAAUAAAAUAUGGUGGUUAUGGGCCAAGGAUUACGUUGAAAGUUUGGUUCCAACUCGAUGA